CUUGCCAGUACCUGCGCCAUUGCCACCACGAUGCCAAGGAAUGUUCCUGGCAGUAGGGGGACAGAAGUACACCGGUCGCAGCAUGGAAAUUUCAGGAAAAUAGCUGAAAAACCGGGGGAUUAACGACGGCGAGGUGGGGAAUGGUCGGAAGCAGGGACGCAAGGCGGGCGAAAGAGUGUGGCCGUGUUUGUUCUUGACAACCACGUUCCUUACCUGGCUUCUUUUUGUAUUACUUUUUUCUUUCAUUCCUACUCUAAUAAGGCUUUGUUUUGCAAUGCCUAUUCAGCGCAUCACUAGACGCACUCCCUUACGGAAAUCGCUUUCUGACCUGCCCUCAUCCACGUUCUUCAGUAUGGCAGCACCCUCGUCGUCAUUCUCCCUCAUGUCGUCCUUGGCUACCAGGAAAAGUUGCUUCAGAACAACAUUUCUUGCCCUUUUCGUGAUCUGCUUCUUGUCUGCCUACAUUUUUGUCUUUCAGCAGCGAGCACUCCAAGCACCGCUCGGCCUGAAGCGUCCCGAGCCAGUUGCUGAUCAGAUCGAAAAGGCCCUGGAGACGAUACGGACGUCGACUAAUGCUGCUACUCUUCGCAAGACCUAUACCAACCAGCCGCAGCUGCGGCUGGACACGACACAGGAACUGGCUGCCGUCUCCAGCUUCCUAGCGAGUCUGCCCCAAAAUGUCAUUCCAUCUUUCGUAGACCCUUCCUCGCCCAUAGAUCCCCAGCUUGUCGUCGACUUUGAUCCCCAAAGUCCGCGAGUCUCUGAUGAGAUACAGAACAUGAUUGAUGAUGUCUGGACCCGGCAUCCUGUUUUCCUCUACUCCAAGCUAUACUCGCCCGUAUCGCGUGAGAUAAAGGCAAUCUUGGCGGGCCUCCAUCUGCAUCCAGCUCCCAUGAUCAUGGAUGUCGAUGUCCGUGAGGACAGCACCGUGCUUGAGCCUCUCCUCGAGAGGGUCCUAUCCACAGAUGAUCUGCCCAUUCUCUUGAUCGCCGGUCAUUACGUCGGGCCGAUAUCCAAUAUUCGUUCUCUGCAUGAAAGUGGCGAGCUCAAAGAAAUGAUCAAAGCCGCCGGCGCUGUCAUUGACGGUGCCAAGAGGAAGCACAAAAAAUCAUAGUGGCUUUGUUGUUUUCUCUUGGACAUCUUUGGUCGCUCGUACCACUUUUGUCUAUUUAUGAACGUUCUACGCUAUUCACGGACAUUGCAUGCCUCCAUCAGUCAUCCAAUGGUGGCCUUCACGACACCCCAUUUGCUGUGAUAGACUCCAUAUUAAAAGUCUCUGCCAUUCAAUAUUCAAUCACUGUAAACUACAUACCGUCUUUCCUCGUCAUACCUUAGGCAUAUUCCCGAUCUAUCCAUACACCUUGUCCUUGUUUUUGGUAGAACUAGUCUCCAUUUCCUUUUUCCCUUCCAGUGUUAUGUAGGUCGUAUUCCAUAUUCAACGUACAUAAUAUUGUACCUCUCCAUCCAUUGGCCCUUCAUUAACAAUGGAUAUCACCUUCUCUCCGACUGGACUCGGAGUUGUACUUAAUUCCACACGUCUGUCUCU
Guyanagaster necrorhizus is the source of this 1546-nucleotide messenger RNA. RefSeq lists its product as uncharacterized. Gene Ontology annotation, cellular component: cytoplasm; Golgi lumen; cis-Golgi network. The coding region runs from base 275 to 1114 and encodes 279 amino acids. Lineage: Eukaryota; Fungi; Basidiomycota; Agaricomycetes; Agaricales; Physalacriaceae. Gene Ontology annotation, biological process: cellular response to oxidative stress. The record is from RefSeq and is a predicted model, not a curated record. Gene Ontology annotation, molecular function: glutathione disulfide oxidoreductase activity. The transcript is spliced from 2 exons.